GUUGAGUGAAGUGAACGGCGAACGCGCUCCAGCCACUUGUCCACCUGUCUGAGGACAGCCACUAAGUGCCAAGCGCAGCAGCACAGUAAGCCACGCGCCACAAACAAAAGAAAAGGGGCCACGGCGAUGCUGGAAAUCACGUGCAACGAUCGGCUGGGCAAGAAGGUGCGCGUCAAGUGCAACCCGGACGAUACGAUUGGCGACUUGAAAAAGCUGAUCGCGGCCCAAACCGGCACCCGGUACGACAAGAUCGUGCUGAAAAAGUGGUACACUAUUUACAAGGAUAACAUUAAGCUGGCGGACUACGAAAUACACGACGGCAUGAACAUCGAGCUGUACUAUCAGUGAGCUGUAUCUCCGUCUAUGCUUGGUGUCCGGGUCUAGUCGGGCGGCUCGGAUUUGCUAGUUGUUGUCAGCGUAUCGAUUUUUUUCGGAGCGAGGCCGGAUGCGAACCGUCGGCUUCGUGGACGCGAAGGCAUUGCCGAAGCUGGUGCGCCGACGGAACCGAAGCAACGACGCCCUACCAGAGGCACAAAUGUACAUCAACGGGAGGGAGGGAAGCAGAGGUCGGUGGGAUAGUUUCGGAGAGGGAAGAAACGGGGUUACAACGUUUAAGAAACGACUCAGAGAAGAGGCAAGAAUUUAAAUAUGUACGAGAUACGAGAUAAUAACGUAAAGAAAGAAAAAAACUAAAUAAUAAAAUGAAGAAUGUAACUGUUGGAAAGGAAAUAAAAUUGUACUAAAAACACAAACACAA
Messenger RNA from Anopheles merus, 757 nucleotides. It is a transcript of the gene ubl, whose product is annotated as ubiquitin-like protein 5. Gene Ontology annotation, cellular component: nucleus; cytoplasm. Gene Ontology annotation, biological process: mRNA splicing, via spliceosome; protein modification process. Bases 127 to 348 code for a protein of 73 amino acids. The record is from RefSeq and is a predicted model, not a curated record. The transcript has 2 exons. Gene Ontology annotation, molecular function: protein tag activity; protein binding. Lineage: Eukaryota; Metazoa; Arthropoda; Insecta; Diptera; Culicidae.